UCAUCUUUACUACUAGUAAUGUUCUUAUUCAGUUCUAUUCUCGUCACCAGCCAUUUUCCGUUUGGCCGCAGCAAACAAGCUUAUACUCAUUCAAAUGUCUCCUGUAUCGAGAGUGAAAGACAAGCUCUUCUUCAAUUCAAAGAUGGAUUGGUACAUAAAUUGAAUCGCCUGUCAUCUUGGAUUGGAGAUGACUGCUGUUCAUGGGAAGGCAUUGGUUGCCACAAAAUCACUGGCCACGUGGUGAAACUUGAUCUACAAAAUACGAAGGCAUUAUAUUCAAAUGAUGUAUUUAGUUACUGUAAAAAUUGCUUGGGAGGCCAAUUAAGUCCAUUUUUGGUCAAUUUGACCAAUUUGGGAUACCUGGACCUGAGCAACAAUAAUUUUUCAGGAAUCCAAGUUCCCACAUUCCUUGGAUUGUUGAAAAACUUGAGAUACUUAAAUGUCGCAAAUGCAGAGUUUGAUGGUGAAAUUCCCAGCCAUCUAGGAAAUCUCUCAUGUUUACGGCAUUUAGAACUUGGAGGUGUAUCCUUAACACCAAAUCAAUUGACGAUGAAGGAUCUCAGGUGGAUUGUUGGACUCUCUUCGCUAGAAGGCCUAAUUCUGAUCGAGGUGAAUCUCAGUGCCGUUGAAGAUGGGUUACAGGCAAUUAACAUGCUUCCUUCGCUAACAAGGCUCGAUUUAUUUGGUUGUGGACUUUUCAUCGAUCCUCAUCUUUCACAGGUCAAUUUCACAUCUCUUUCUUUCCUUGACCUCAGUGGAAAUAGUUUCAACAACUACAUGGUCCCUUCUUGGCUCCAUAAUCUUACUGGUCUCCAUGAUCUUGAUCUUAGCUCUAAUAAUCUUUCUGGUCCAAUUCAUGGCCUAUUCGAACAAAUGACCUCUCUAGUUGAUCUUGAUCUAGAGGACAACCGCUUUGAUGCAUCAACGUUGAAGUCACUUUGCAAUGUGAGCAGUCUUAAUUUUUUGGAUCUGAGUUCUAAUGACAUGCAAGGAUCAAUACCAAAUGAAAUAGGCCAACUUUCGAAGCUGCAAUCAUUGUUAAUUUCUUCCAACUCAUUAACUGGUGUAUUAUCUGAAGACCAUUUUGCAAAACUCGGAGAGCUAAAGUCAUUGGACCUAUCUGGAAACUUAUUCGCUCUGAAUGUGAGCUCCUGGUGGGUUCCUCCUUUUCAACUCCAAGAUAUUAUGAUGUCAUCCAUCAAAGUAGGCCCCCUAUUUCCUGCUUGGCUGCGAACGCAAAAGGAGGUUCAAUGGUUAGAGAUGAAGAAUGCGAGUAUUUCGGAUAGCAUACCCAGCUGGUUUGGAGUGCUUUGUUAUGAUAUUGUAUUAGUAGAUUUCUCGGACAACAACCUGACUUGGAAUCCGUUGGAGUUCAAACAAAUGAAGAAGAGUCCUCCUGAUGGUAAUUCUCCAAGCAUAGUUCUAAAGUCCAACAAAUUGGAUGGAUCUCUCAAAUCGUUUCCGUCUUAUAUUUACGAAUUAGAUCUUUCACAAAAUUUUCUUACUGGACAUAUUCCUUUGCCUGAUGUUGGCCAAACUGGUGCUUCUACUGGUAUUCUCAUGCUCAAUGAUAAUCAUUUCACAAGUAGUAUCCCAGAAGACUUGUGCAAGUUGGAAAACUUACAUUAUCUGGAUCUAUCCAACAAUUUCCUGUCCGGAAGAGUUCCUCUGUGUUUGGGAAAUUUGCCAAACCUGUGGGUUCUAAACUUGGCAAAUAACAGUCUAUGCGGUCAAAUUCCGAGUUCACUGGGCAACUUGGGGCAACUUUGGAUUCUGCAUUUGAAUCGAAAUAAAUUCGUUGGGAAUCUCCCAUCCUCAAUGCAGCGUCUAGGCAAUUUACAAAUUCUUGAUCUCGGUGACAAUGGACUCACGGAUAUUAUACCAACAUGGAUUGGGGAAAGGCUAUCAAAUUUAAAGUUUCUAAGAUUUCAGUCGAAUAACUUCCAUGGAGUCAUUUCUGAUGAGCUCUGCCUACUCUCAAGUCUUCAGGUGCUGAACCUAGCGCAUAAUAAUUUAACAGGAUCUAUUCCUCAUUGUUUUAUCAACUUCUCAAUGAUGGUAUCAAGUGAACCAGGGACUGAUCUCGACGCAUUCGGCGAUUCCACCUGGCUUCAAAACAUCAAGGGAGCAGGAGAACUUGAGUACUCCUCUGGGCAACUUUUGCUCGUUAAAUCCAUAAGCCUCUCAACAAAUAAUUUAGUGGGUGAGAUCCCUGAUGGGAUAAUGGAUCUGGUUGAUUUGCAAACUUUGAAUCUUUCACAUAAUCAUUUGACUGGAAGGAUCCCCGAGAAGAUUGGCAACUUGAAGCAUCUUGAGUCACUUGACCUAUCGAUGAAUGAACUCUUCGGUGCAAUCCCUGAAAACUUAUCUGCUUUAAACUGGUUGGAAGUCCUGAAUUUGUCACACAAUAACCUAUCAGGGCCAAUACCAUCAGGAAGUCAACUUCAGACCUUAACCGACCCAUCCAUUUAUGAAGGAAAUAGUGGACUUUGUGGCAAGCCACUCCCAAACACCUGUCUGGAAAACAAAUUGCCUACUGAAAAUGGGCAUAUUCAUGAUGAUCAAGGCAACGGAGAGUCUGAUUGGUCUUGGUUUUAUGCUGGUAUAGGACCCGGUUUUGCUGCCGGGCUCUUGGGAGUUUUGGGAAUCCUUAUUUUCAAGGUGUCAUGGCGCUAUGCAUACUUCAGGUUUCUGGAAAAUGCCUAUGACAAAAUCUGCGUAAUGAUUGCAUUGAAGACUGCUCACCUGAGGAGGAACUUCCUUUGAGCCCUACAACUAUCCAAGUGCUUGUUGCUGUUGUUGAAUCAGUCAGAAUGAGCAAUAUCUUCCAGGAACCACUCGAUGUUUCCGAAUCAUCUACAAUUGAAGAAAUUGAUCUUCCGGACAUUUGAAGGCUGUUUUCUGGAAUAUGUGAUGCUGUUUCUUGUGAUUUGUAAAGCUGGACUUGUGAAGCUGUACUUUUUCUUGUGAUUUCUGAAGGGGUUGUACUUUUUCUUGUCAGGUGUUUGAAGUUGGACAAUUUUUAAGCUAUGUAGCAGUGUUUUACAUGGUUAUUUGGCUGUAGUUUGUGCGUUUAUUUGGCUGGACAAAACCUGUUAUGGUAUAUUGGCUCUUAUGAAUGUUGUCUCGUAUGGAAUUAGACUGUAGUUUGUGUAUUUGUUGACUGCAGCCCCUGGAGUUUGUGUUGUAUGGAUCAUGGAUGUUAUGGUCUUAUUUGUCUUGGAUGAAAUAUGGUUAGAGUUUGUGUAUUGUUGAAUGUGAAUGGCAUUGGUUGCCAAUCCUAAUAUUUUUUGUUGA
This is a messenger RNA of Coffea eugenioides, 3297 nucleotides long. Its product is annotated as receptor-like protein EIX1. The record is from RefSeq and is a predicted model, not a curated record. Lineage: Eukaryota; Viridiplantae; Streptophyta; Magnoliopsida; Gentianales; Rubiaceae. Bases 19 to 2766 code for a protein of 915 amino acids. The transcript is spliced from 3 exons. Gene Ontology annotation, molecular function: protein binding.